AUGAGGUUUAGCUCUUCAACUGUUGUUUUAUCUGGUGAGGUGCAGACCAGGAAUCUUCUGUUGAUCUCUCUUAAGGUUUUUAACAUGGAUUUCGAAAGAUUUUUAUGUUGGUUGUACGCGAUUUCGACUCUGAAAGUUGUCAGUGGCUUCAAUUUUGAAGAGAAUCUGCCUGAAGAUUUUAAACAAAGGGAUCUUAGCAAGGCCAUCUUGGAAAUGCUUCAUAUUAAUAAGCUGUCGGUCCCUCAACAAGCAAAGCCCCAUCCGUAUAUGAAGCACAUUUACCAAGUACUGAGCACACAGGAUUCGAGGCAGAGAAGCGAUUCAGAUGGGACACUGGUGCAAAGUUUCCGUAGUGUACAAGGGACAAAAUAUAGCAAACCUGGUUGGAUCUGGUUCAACUUAUCAUACUUACAGCCCUCUAUGACUGGUGCUGAGUUGAUCUUACUGAGAAAAACUCUACACUCUGAACCACUUACAGUAACAGUAACUGUACACAGCCUGUCAUUUGGAGCUGGGAACCUGAGCAUAAGCAGCCCCCUCACUGAACACCUGCUCACCCUGGACCAGCUUCCACCAUCAGGCUAUGAUGUGUUUAAUGUUACAGCCUCUUUACCGCAUCACAUCCAUGGAGCACACGUCCUAGGCUUCCAGCUGCGCUUCAGGGAUGAAAGUGGCAGCCUGGUUCUCCAUGAAGCCCUGACGCAGAGAUUGUACUGCUUGAACACGAGCUCUCUAAGUCAGCCUCUGCUGGUUGCCUACAAGGUGAAACCAACAGAGCGGCAGAUCUUCGAGCGCAGGCAGAGGCAGUACUGCAGAGAAAGCACUCAUGAGAUCAAACAACAUUCACGAAUAAGAAAGCAAAGAAGCACAAAUGACACAGAAUGCAAACUUUAUGAGACGCUUGUUGAUGUACAAAAGACUGACCUUGGUCAAUGGAUACUGCAGCCAAAGGCAUUUAAUAUCAGCUUUUGCAGGGGUUUGUGCAUGAAGGAACAGCCAACUCCUUCUCUGACUGGACAGAAACCAAAGGAUAAGCACUUGGAAAAUGAUCGAAGUUCAAACUGCAAUGCACUGGAGACCACUCCCCUCACUGUGAUGUAUCGGAGCAUCACAGAUGACAUCAUCAUUAAGCAGUUAAGGGAUAUGAGAGCACAGAGAUGUGUUUGCUCACCCAAUAUUAGAUCAAGUAUUAAUGGGUGAAAUAAACAUUGAUAUGUAAUCAAAUGCAAAACAGUGUGUUAGCAUAAAGUGUGUGGAUUAUAACUCUAUUACCCAAUGCAGCCAUAAAGGUUUUGGUAAUGGAAAAAUAUAACCUGAAUUUGACUAACUUUUAAAAAUAAAAGUGAUGCUUGGUGGUUCCUUAUACUAAUUAUGAUCACCCAAUGCAUGGUCCAUGUUUAUGUUCCAUCCUCUGGCCAACUUAUUUCACCUCACUUAAGUACAGUAGAUAUCAACUACUUUAAAUGUCUAGAUACAAUAACUAAAUGCAGAGAUCCAUCAAGCUAAAAACUGGAGACGGAACAAUUUUGAUAACACUUUAUGUCCACGAGCAUGACAUUAAUAUCUUAUAAAGCAAACCUGGAGGCACGUCAGUACUCAUAAAGGACUUAUGUGACUUUCUGUUCUGGGUUUUCAUCUACUUUCUGAACUUACAGUAAGUAUAACAGGAAAUUAAUGCUUGUGAUCCUAAUAAA
Messenger RNA from Clarias gariepinus (North African catfish), 1694 nucleotides. RefSeq names its product growth/differentiation factor 6-B. Lineage: Eukaryota; Metazoa; Chordata; Actinopteri; Siluriformes; Clariidae. The record is from RefSeq and is a predicted model, not a curated record. Gene Ontology annotation, molecular function: growth factor activity; cytokine activity. Gene Ontology annotation, biological process: BMP signaling pathway; SMAD protein signal transduction. The transcript is spliced from 4 exons. Bases 1 to 1200 code for a protein of 399 amino acids. Gene Ontology annotation, cellular component: extracellular region.